UUACAGACAGGUCGAUCUGUUUUUCUGUAUUCCCUGGAUAAAAGGUUACGCUCAAAGCUACCGCUGUAUCCCUGUACCUGACACCGCGGGUCUAUCUAUCGACUUGCCUUGGCUCCAGUUUUAUGUGGGCAAUAAGUUCGCCUUUCGCUUGACUAUAUUUGUGCCACAAAAGUCGAACGGAACAGUUGGGCAGUCUGCCGGUCGACGGCAGAGCAAGCUUACAGUUGAUUGCUCUGAAAGGCGUGUCUCUGUCAAAUGUUCCUGUCUUUUGGUUAGUUUCACCUGGAACAAGUCUCUCACAACCGAUGGAGAACGUCACGAAACGGUAAAUUCCUGGAAAGAUACUUUUAACGGAAACUUCACAUGGCCACAACGAUGGAGUACGGAGAUUUCGAUGAUUCAGCUGAAAACGGAAGUUCUCUGGAAAAUUCUUUUUACUAUAGUGAUAUUGAAAAUUUACGCAAACCUUGGAUAAAAGAGCCUCAUUUUAUCCCUACUAUUGUUGUAUACGGGUUGGCGUUUUUAGUCGGGAUAGUUGGAAAUCUUUUGGUAGUUUUUGCUGUGCUGGCGGACAGAAAAAGUCGAAAUGUUACGACAACGUUUCUGGUGAGCUUAGCCAUUGCUGAUCUCUUGUUCCUGUUGGUGUGUGUCCCGUACGUGACAAGCCGCUAUUUCAUCAGUCACUGGAGUGUGGGAAGAGCUUUUUGCAAAGUUGCGGGCUUCGUAGAAAUGCUCUCGGCCGUUUCUUCUAUCAUCAAUUUAACCUCGGUCAGCGUUGAGCGGUAUAUUGUGAUAGUUCAUCCGAUACAAUCACGAUUUCUUUGCACUCGGGGCAAUACCAUCAAAGUCCUGGCUUUCGUCUGGCUACUGGCUAUUGUAGCCUCCUUUCCAGCCGCCUUUGUCAUGGACAUAGAAGAAACCCUUUAUCACAACAACUUUACUUCCGUGAGCGUGAUAUUCUGUGGGGAUGUUGGCAUCCCAGAGCAGGAUAGACUUGCUUUUGCAAUCUAUCAGUUCAUCGCCAUGUUUGCCGCGCCUACUAUCAUCAUGACCUUUUGUUAUGCUAGGGUUAUUUACGUUCUUUGGAUCAGUUCUAAACGACUUAAGGAAAUGACGGAUCCGGACGGGCAUGGCAGACUGGUUCCUAUGAACCAACCCGACUACUCCUACAACAGAAAGGUCAGAAGUAGCGUUUUCCGCAGAAUGAAUAAAGAGCACAGUAUUGAAAUUAGAGAAGCAAGAAAACAGGUGAUAAAAAUGCUGAUGACCGUAAUCGUCGUUUUCCUUUUAUGCUGGGGACCAAAACUUAUUCUCCGAAUUUUGCUGAAGAAAAAGCACGAGUAUCUGUAUUUCAACGCCGUAUUUGUUGCAAGGAUUGUUUUUGACUGCCUUCCCUACAUACAGUCCUGUCUCAAUCCUAUAAUAUACGGAUUCAUGUCUCGGAACAUUCGAAAAAGCAUGCGCAUAGCCUGUCAGACUUACGUCAAAUGCCCGUACACAGUGACGCGGAUUUGGAAGCGGGACGUGUACACCGGCAAAGAGUUGGACUCUGAAUGUCGAAGUAACGGCACCAUACCAAGCAGUUCCAGCAAAACAUCACACCGAUCUUCGAAAAGCAGCGGAUACUACGAAGAAAGCACGCUACAACUGUAAUUAUUAUGUGGAAGUGUAGGUCUGCUGGCUGUAUGCGCUCUAUGCUAUAUUAUCGUCCACAAAAAAACAUGCGUUUUUGUUUUUGCCGUAGGUUUCGCCACCUUCAGAAUUGUUGACAAACCGUGCAGAGAAAAUAAAAGCCAAUUGGUUAACAGGCACCGGUGGUAUCACGAAGACCUGACUUCAGUAUAUAUAGAGGGUUAAGCGGGUCUAGACUUUAAACAGAGUGAACAACCUGUGCAACUUCUGAACAAAGAAAUGUGGAAAAGACAUAUAUUUAUUUGGUUAUAUAUGUAAUACUUAUAUAUAAGGAAAAAUCCUUUCUCGUCGGAAGAAACGUGAGAGACGUGUACCUGUGAUCAUAACCGAAAAAAAAA
Liolophura sinensis is the source of this 2030-nucleotide messenger RNA. Its product is annotated as allatostatin-A receptor-like. Gene Ontology annotation, molecular function: neuropeptide Y receptor activity. The transcript is spliced from 6 exons. Lineage: Eukaryota; Metazoa; Mollusca; Polyplacophora; Chitonida; Chitonidae. Gene Ontology annotation, biological process: G protein-coupled receptor signaling pathway. Bases 364 to 1653 code for a protein of 429 amino acids. The record is from RefSeq and is a predicted model, not a curated record. Gene Ontology annotation, cellular component: plasma membrane.